AUGAAUAAAUUAUCACACAUUAUUCCUUAUUUAAUGGUGGAACAAUGUGGUGGUUCGAAAGUUGUUCAUUUAAAAGUUGUGGAUGUGUGUAAGUUCAGAUAUCAACAACAUUGCGAUUUUAACAAAGUGCCAAUGAAGUUAUUAAAUUAUUUAAUUGCUAUGCAUUUUGUAAGCUGUCAUUGCACAUUGGGAAUGGUAUAUGAUGUCUUUGGGAAAGUUGUUCCUUAA
Messenger RNA from Clunio marinus, 228 nucleotides. NCBI's taxonomy places the organism in Eukaryota, Metazoa, Arthropoda, Insecta, Diptera, Chironomidae. The record is from the annotation of a GenBank genome assembly.